Messenger RNA from Fusarium mangiferae, 1479 nucleotides. Its product is annotated as related to cytochrome P450 CYP3/CYP5/CYP6/CYP9 subfamilies. The coding region runs from base 1 to 1479 and encodes 492 amino acids. The record is from RefSeq and is a predicted model, not a curated record. NCBI's taxonomy places the organism in Eukaryota, Fungi, Ascomycota, Sordariomycetes, Hypocreales, Nectriaceae. The transcript has 4 exons. Gene Ontology annotation, molecular function: oxidoreductase activity, acting on paired donors, with incorporation or reduction of molecular oxygen; monooxygenase activity; heme binding.
AUGAGCCUGCCCAUUCUUCUUCAAGCGUCGACCGUGAUCGGCUUCUUGGUACUGGUAUACAUUGUCUACUAUCGCUAUCUCCACCCACUGGCCAAGUACCCCGGUCCCCCUCUUGCCUCGGUCACCAACUUAUGGAAGACCUACCACCUUUGGAACUUGCAUCUUCCGCAUACGCUUGUUCGUCUGCAUGAGCAGUAUGGCGACGUCGUCCGGGUCGGACCAAACGACUUGUCAUUUCGUCAUCCUGAUGCAGUCAAUACCAUCUACAAGGCAGGUCGGCAACUACAAAAGACGGGGUUUUAUGAUGGAUUUACGACUUUCAAUCCCAACUUGUUUGGAACACAAGAUGAAGAGAUUCAUGCCAUCAGGCGUCGCCAAAUGGCCCAUGCCUUCUCCAUGCAGUCCAUAAAGGACAUGGAGCACUUUGUUGAUAGCCAUAUCCUGAAAUUUAGGGAAAACCUGGAUUAUUUCUGCGAUAACAACCAAGAGUUUGAUCUGAAGGAUCUGAUUGCCUUUUAUGUCCUUGAUGUGCUAGGUGAGCUAGCCUUUAGCAGAAGUUUCGACUCGCAGGAUGAGAGAGAUCUAGCCCGGUUACCGCCCAUCAACGACCAUAUCUUGCUGGCUUGCUUGAUGGGAAUGACGCCAGAAGCUCUUCCGUGGAUCAAGAAGGUUCUGCCAUUUAUCCCCAUUCCAAGGCUGCAACGUCUGCUCGACGCUCGUGCGCAGCUUCGAAAUCUGACUGCGGCAUGUGUCCGGCAAAGGAUUGAAGCUGGAUCCAGCGACCGCAAGGACCUUCUUUCGUCCUUGUUGGUGGCUGUUGACCCUGAGACUGGCUCCAAGCUCACAGAGUUGGACAUAAAUACCGAGGCCUUUGCAAUGAUUGUCGCCGGGUCUCAUACAACAUCAGGCACCCUGACGCUCUUAUUCUCCCAUAUAUUGCGAAGCCCCGAGACCUUGAAGAAAGUUAUCCAAGAAUUGGAUUCGAACUUUUCUAAUCAUACGGGUCUAGUCAUUUCCUACGAGGACCUCGAGAAGAAUCUACCAUAUACAAAGGCAUGCAUAGAUGAAAACUUCAGAAUCAACCCCGUGUUUACCAUGCCAUUACCCCGAAAGAUUAUGGCUCCAGGUGGACUCGUGAUUCAGGGACUUAAAAUACCUCAGAAGACCACUGUCUUUGCUCUGAACCAUGUCGUUCACCAUAACCCAUCGGUUUGGGGCGAGGACCACGAACAGUUCAUCCCAGAUCGCUUCCUUGGUCUUGAUGGUAAAGAGCUCCAGGGAUAUUUAUCACCUUUCAGUACUGGACAUCGCAUGUGCAUAGGCAAGAACCUGGCGAUGAUGAACAUUCUGAAAGUGCUCUCAACAGUACUGAGAAAUUACAAGCUGGAAAUGAUCCACCCGGAAGAGCCUGUUGACACCUUGAGCGUGGGUAUUUCUGAGAAGAAGGGAGGGUUAAUGUGCAGAAUAUCGAGGAGAUAA